AUGGUGCGUAAAGUGUGGUUCCAGCUGGUAGAUGGAGCAACUCGAGUCGCGUUCACGGAUAUCCAGACAGCAUCAGUGUCAUCCGGCGGGGUCAGUGAUUUUGAUGAUCUCUCAAGUCAACUGCGCAUUUACGCCAACAGAGGCGUUUGA
Messenger RNA from Phytophthora nicotianae INRA-310, 150 nucleotides. RefSeq lists its product as hypothetical. The coding region runs from base 1 to 150 and encodes 49 amino acids. The record is from RefSeq and is a predicted model, not a curated record. NCBI's taxonomy places the organism in Eukaryota, Oomycota, Peronosporomycetes, Peronosporales, Peronosporaceae. The transcript is spliced from 2 exons.